Molecule: messenger RNA, 2849 nt
Organism: Oncorhynchus tshawytscha (Chinook salmon)
Lineage: Eukaryota; Metazoa; Chordata; Actinopteri; Salmoniformes; Salmonidae
Product: synaptophysin
Exons: 7
Coding region: 77-979 (300 amino acids)
Cellular component (GO): synaptic vesicle; synaptic vesicle membrane; presynaptic active zone
Source: RefSeq, a predicted model, not a curated record
CCCGUGGGCUGUUCCGGAUGUAACGCCUCCCUCCAGCCUACCGGCUGAUCCUCUUAUCGACAAGCAGGCGGCCAAGAUGGAUGUUGUGAACCAGUUGGUGGCCACCGGGCAGUUCACCAUAAUCAAACAGCCUUUGGGAUUUAUGAAAAUCCUACAAUGGAUCUUUGCCAUCUUUGCUUUCUCGACAUGCGGCAGCUACUCUGGCAUGUUCAAGAUGAGUGUGGAGUGUAAAAACCGGUCAGAGAGUGACCUGAGCAUUGAGGUGGAGUUUGAGUAUCCAUUCAGGCUACAUCAGGUGUACUUCGAUGCCCCAACCUGCAAGGGGGGAAACCCUGAGCGUCUGUUCCUGAUUGGAGACUACUCCUCCUCAGCUGGGUUCUUUGUCACCGUCGGUGUCUUCUCCUUCCUCUACUCCAUGGCAGCCCUUUCUGUGUACGUUUUCAUUCUGGAGAAAUACCGUGAAGGCUGCAAGGGAGCCCAGAUUGACUUUGUUGUGACCUGUGUGUUCACCUUCUUCUGGCUGGUGGCUUCUUCUGCCUGGGCUAAGGGUCUGUCAGAUGUGAAGGCAUCCACCGACCCAGACAAGGUUCUCUUACUGAUCGAGGCCUGCGACGAACCGGAGAACCGCUGCCGUGAAGUCCAUGACCCUGUCGUCUCUGGCCUCAACACAUCUGUGGCAUUUGGCUUCCUGAACCUGAUCCUGUGGGGAGGGAACCUGUGGUUCGUGUUCAAGGAGACUGGCUGGCUGGCAGCUUUUGGAGGCACAUAUGCACCUUCCCAGGAGAAAGCGCCUGCCCCAGAGUCCUUCGGCCAGGACGGCUAUGGGCAGGAGGGCUAUGCACAGCAGGGGGAUGCCUAUACCGGCACCCAGGGAGGCUACCAGCCCGACUAUGGCCAGGGUGGCUACACUGAGGGAGGUGGAGACUAUCAGCAGGGGGGAUACGAACAGCAGCCCACCCCCUACGCCAAUCAGAUGUGAGCUGGUCCACCCUAUGGCAGCUGGAAGCUGGGGCCACCAUGUGAUUUAGGAGUGUGGUGCCUGACCCCCACCCACAAUUCCACACUCCUCUGUUUGUCUGUUUGUGCAUUUGUGAGUUGACAAGAGGAGGGAGGGAGGCAGGCAGCGAGGGAUGGAGGAAGGUGGGCUCUUGGAAGGGGAAGUUAUCAACACCGUGUCCCUUGGGAGAGGGUUAUUUUGUUGAGGGGGAAAUGGGUCCUUACUGUAACAUGCUGUUUAUUCUCGUGAUGUAUUUAACUGUGGAAGACAACAGGGGAUUCAUUGACAGUUUGAUCGCACAAGAACAAACUGGAAUACAAAAACCAAAACAUGAACAUCAAUCUUUUAAAGGAAUAACACUUAAAUGAAGGACAAUAAUGGUAGUAAUAUUUAACGUGGGAGAAUGUAUUUGUUUGUGCUAUGUAAAUAUCAACAUAUUCUUAUAGAAAUAUAUGUACACAGUUGAAUAAUUGUGCACUCCAUAUUAGUUGUUAUACAACAAAUGUAGAGAACAGAGUUAUUCAGUUGUAUUUACUUCAGUUCUGUUUAGGAGCUCACAUAGUUCAACCCUCAUUGUUUUUUAAUAUUUAUGUUUUGUGUUUAUUUUAUUCCUCCAAGUGUGUUUCUCUACAUUUUCAGUUUAUUCAGUUUCAGAAUAGUUAUUUUCUCAUUGUGCUUUUUUAUUUGAUCAACAUUACUGAAUGAGUUUAACGGGAUAGAGUAGAGAAGAUGUGAUGGAGAGACGUGAUGGAUGAAGACAAAAAAAGAAAGCAAAAAGAAUGACGAAUUCAGAGAGAGAGUAGAGAAGAAUGAGAGAGGUGUUUGCAGUGAUUUAUGUAUUCAUUACAACUUGUAUUCAUUGUCUUUUAUAUUUUUCCAUUGAAAUAUUACUCAAGGAUUUAGCUAUGUUUGUUGAGAAAAGCUGAAAUGCAAAAAGGAGAAAAUGCAUCUAGGAUAAUGAAAAAGUAGUUAGCAUGGUAAGAAUUGGUAUUCUGCUAAUACUAUGCUGUUCCUAAAAAGUGCUGUACAUACUAUGCUAUCAACACUUUUAGUUAAAGAUGAUUUGAGGUUGUGAAGUCAACUGAUGUUAAGGGGACCAUUAUUUUUACGUAGUUUAGAACUUGAUGUCAGAUAGAUUGGGCCCAGAACCUUGUCAUGUUUCCAUCCACUAUUUAUCUCGUCUAGAGAUGAGUCAUAAGACAGAAUAAGUAAUCAUGUUUAUUCACAAUUUAUUUUGGUCAUCUGAUCAAAACGCAUCCAUAUAUUUUCAUAGAACUAAAUCAGUAUGGCACAAUGUGUCAUUUUCAAGACCAUAUACAAGCCAUAGAAAAUAAGUAUAUUUUACAUAUUAAUAUAGCAAACUAAGUUGUCCUGAACUGUAUCUUGUUUCCAUAUACAUAAAAUAUGGGGGGGUGCAAGUGGCAAACAAGUGUUACAGUAAUAGUAUGUUUGGCUCAUCAUAAGGUCACAGCACAGUGCAGCUCUGCUAUAUUUUACACAAAGUACAGGGACUACACAUGUUGCAAUGGUCACUCUUUUCAAGGUCAUGUAGAUUGGCUGACCUGCCAUACUGCCAAUCUUCUCUUUGGAUAGAAUAAAAACUGUAUUGCCAAAUGGAAACAGGACAGGGGUGUCUUGAUCGAUAGAUUUUGCUUCCACAGUUAUCACAAGUAAAUUGUUUUUCAUCCAUGUUAUUCCAUUAUGCAGUUUUGGAUCCAUACGUUUAUUUUUUUACCAGUCGGUGUAGAGGCACCUCACUUUCUCUCCCUUCUCCUGUGUUCUCUCUCUCUCUCUCUUUCUCUCCCUUCUCCUGUGUUCUCUCUCUCUUUCUCUCCCUUCUUCUGUGUUCUCU